This is a messenger RNA of Fomitopsis serialis, 1003 nucleotides long. Its product is annotated as phosphatase phospho-type. The coding region runs from base 409 to 921 and encodes 170 amino acids. Lineage: Eukaryota; Fungi; Basidiomycota; Agaricomycetes; Polyporales; Fomitopsidaceae. Gene Ontology annotation, molecular function: phosphatase activity. The record is from RefSeq and is a predicted model, not a curated record. The transcript is spliced from 5 exons.
CACCGUCCACCACGGCCGCGUACUGGCAGUGAAGUUUAAUCCAGGGUCAUAUCCGCGACCAGUCUACGCGACCAUUCAUCAUGGCGAGCUCCGUGGAAAGGCAGCUAGUUGUCUUUGACUUUGACUGGUGCGUCCCGGGCUCUCUGAAAACCGUCUCUCAAAGAUACAUCCACCCACAGGUCCAUGGCGGACCAGGACUCUGAUCGAUGGGUCUUCGAGGUCCUCGCCCCAGACUUGCGUAGAAAAAUGAAGAAUUUGAAGAAGGAGACUCAAUGGACAGACCUGGUGUAAGAUGUUCACGGCUGCGGACGUCAAGCUUCUCACAAUCUUGACAAAAGCGCACAAACAUUGCGGGAACUACAUGAACGAGGAGGUACCCGGGAGCAAAUUGAAGCUGCUCUGCGGAAGAUGCCUUUCCACCCCGCCAUGGCCCGUGGGGUCACGGAUUUGAAGGCAAGAUCCACCCCGAAGACCACAUUUCUGUGCCUUUCCAACGCGAACAUCGUCUUCAUCACGACAAUUCUCAAGGCUCAGAGAUUGGAGACAGUCUUCGAAGAAAUCGUCACAAACCCCGCAGAGUGGGACCCUUCGGGCCUGCUCAAACUCCGACGAAGAGUCGACCCAAACGGCCCCCAGCACCAAUGUAAAGUGGGCUGCAGUCCCAACAUGUGUAAAGGGGAGGAGCUAGAGGCCUUCCUGCAGCGCCACCAGCCUAGCUUUGACCGCGUCAUCUACGUGGGAGAUGGGUCCAACGACCUAUGCCCGGUUCUGCGGCUGAGGAGCCAAGAUAUGGUUCUCUGCAGGAGGCACCGCGCGCUGGAAAAGCUUAUCGCUGGUUACGAAGAGGAAGGCCGUCUCAAAUGCCAGGUCCGAUAUUGGGCCGGUGCUUGGGAAGUCGAGGAGAUUUUCAACCAACUGUAACUCUUCAACGUAUGCAAGAGGGGGCGCCGACGUCACACAGUAGACCGAGGCCUGUGCACUCACAGCUGACUCACGGAGAUUA